This is a messenger RNA of Scaptodrosophila lebanonensis, 5483 nucleotides long. RefSeq names its product atrial natriuretic peptide receptor 1. The record is from RefSeq and is a predicted model, not a curated record. Gene Ontology annotation, molecular function: ATP binding; peptide receptor activity; guanylate cyclase activity. Gene Ontology annotation, cellular component: membrane. The transcript has 10 exons. Bases 451 to 4950 code for a protein of 1499 amino acids. Gene Ontology annotation, biological process: receptor guanylyl cyclase signaling pathway; intracellular signal transduction; cGMP biosynthetic process. NCBI's taxonomy places the organism in Eukaryota, Metazoa, Arthropoda, Insecta, Diptera, Drosophilidae.
UUGUUGGUCCGGUGCUGAGAAAAUAAAUAUAAAUACAAUGCAGUGAAUUCAUUUAUGAUAAUCAUAAAUUAUCUAGCCACGCAUUUAAAUUUAUGAAUUGCGACGCGCGCUCUCUCUGCAAACCUUACAAAAAAACAAAAAGGUUGAGUGCAGAAUGAAAUGAAAUCAUAAUGUGAUAAUAAACAGAACAUUUCCAAGUUAUGAGAUCAUCCGGCAACGGGAAUGAGCAGUAAAAAGUGCAAAGCUUAAAAACUCGAACACGCAGCUCCAAAAUAAAACAAAACAAAACCAAAAUAAAACAAAACACAACAACAACAACAACAACAACUGCAAACACAAAGCAAUAAAGGCAAGCAAAUAAAGCCAACUAGUCGGACACAUUCCAACAAAGGGAAAAGAGGCGCGCUGGCCACGCAGUCGCGAGCUGUGCGCCAAAGCCAGACGCGCAGAAUGCACAGCAUAGCAGCACAAGAACAACAACGACAACAACAAAAACAACGACGUCGAAAAUACAUAAUAUCAGACAUAAGCUAUCAGCUGUUGCUGCUCCUCCUGCUGCUGUUGUUGCCGAGUCCGCAGAGUCAGUCCCUCGCCUGGUUCUACGAUGUGGAGGCAGUGGCCGGCACCGCCGGCGUUGGAUCCGACGAGCACAGCUUCAAGACCCCGGAGACGAAGCACUCGCAUAAAUCGCAGAGCACACAACUGGUCCAGCACUUCCCCAUGGCCCCCCACCCGCACAAGCAUCUGCCACGACGCCAGCUCGUCUUUGUCGCUCUGCUCCCGUCUGUAGAGUCUGACAAUAAGAACGACUGCAUUAUGCCGAAGGUGCUGCCCGUGCUGGAGCUGGGGAUUGCGAAGGUGCAGCGUCUGGGCUUUGUGGGCGGGGCCCUCUUCGACAUUACGCUGAUAUCGCGCGAUACCUUUUGCUCCUCGAAAUACGGACCCAUCGGCUUCUUCGAGAUCUACACCCAAUGGCCGGAGGUGAAUGCCGUCUUCGGACUGCCCUGCGAGUAUGUGUUGGCGCCCAUUUCGCGGUAUGCCGAUGUCUGGCAGGUGCCCGUCCUCACCAGCGGGGGCAAUGCCAAGGAGUUCAAUAAGAAAUCCGAGAGCUAUUCGACGCUGACACGCCUCAAGGGCGCCCAAGUCAAUAAUCUGGGGAAUGUGGUGCGCGCCAUUCUGGACAACUUCAACUGGACCCGCACCGCUCUAAUCUAUCAGAACGAGAACGUAAAGGUCAAGGGGAACUCGGUGUGCUUCCUCUGUCUCGCCGCCAUACACGAUACUAUCGAGAAGCAGUCGGUGUACCAGCUAGGAUUCGAUACAACCGCCUGGACCAAAGCCGAUAUCCUGCGCAUGCUCAAGAAUGUGGCCAUGCAGUCGAGAAUUGUCAUUAUGUGCGCCGAUCCGCAGUCGAUACGUCAAAUUAUGCUGACAGCCGAGGAGUUGAAUAUGAUCGAUAGCGGUGAAUAUGUUUUCAUCAAUAUUGAAUUAUUUUCGCGUGUGCCGUAUCUAACAUCGAAGCCGUGGUAUGACAAGAACGAUACGGAUUUGAAUAACGAGCGAGCCAAGAAGGCCUACACAGCCAUGUUGACCGUCACCCCCAAGCAGCCGAAUGACGAUGAAUACACCCGUGUGUCCAAUGAGAUCAAAACUAUUGCCGCAGCCAAAUACAAUUAUACGUUUAGCGAUAACGAACCCAUUUCGGCUUUCGUUACCUCCUUCUUCGAUGGAGUGCUGCUUUACGCCAGUGCUCUGAACGACAGCAUUAGGGACGAUCCGAGCGUGCUGACACGACCCAUCAAUGGUACGGAUAUGGUGCGACGGAUGUGGAAUCGCAGCUUCACGGGCAUUACGGGGAAUGUGACGAUCGAUGCAAAUGGGGAUCGUUUGUCGGCCUAUUCGUUGCUGGACAUGAAUCCGCACACGGGUCGCUUUGAGAUUGUGGCACACUUUCUGCACAAUCGACUGGAGUUCGAGGCCAAGAAGGACAUUCACUGGCCGGGCGAUCGCGAGGAGGCGCCGCCCGAUCGACCCACCUGCGGCUACGAUGGUGCACUCUGUCCCGACAAUUCUCUGCCUGGCUAUGCCAUAUUGUCGAUUGUGCUGUUCCUAUUGCUGAUCAUUAUGGCUGUGUGCUUCUUCUUCGGCUAUCGCCACUAUAUUGCCGAGGCGGAGAUCAACUCGAUGAGCUGGAAAGUGUCGCUGGAGGAUGUCAUGUUUCGGGAUACAGCGGAGCGCGCACUUCGCGGCUCCUUCCACUCGCUGGUCAAGCAAAGUUCUCAACUGACGCUCAUGUCCGAUGACAUGGUGUCGAUCAAUGGCGAUCGACAGCUCUUCAUACCAGUGGGGAUGUUCAAGAAGAGCAAAGUGGCCAUCAAGCCCGUGGAUGUGGACAAUGUCCAGGCGCUGCUCACACGCAGCCUUAUGCUGGAGCUGAAGCGCAUGAAGGAUCUCCAACACGAUCAUUUGGUGAAGUUCUACGGCGCCUGUUUGGAUCCGAGACGCAGUUUUCUGCUCACCGAAUACUGUCCCAAGGGCUCGCUGCAGGACAUACUGGAGAACGAACAGUUCCAACUGGACUGGAUGUUCAAAUUAUCGCUCAUGCACGACAUUGUCAGAGGUAUGCAGUUCCUCCAUAGCUCCGACAUACGCUCCCAUGGCAAUCUCAAGUCCUCCAACUGUGUGGUGGACUCUCGUUUCGUCCUCAAAAUAACGGAUUUCGGCUUGCACUCUCUGAGGCGUACGCGCUACGACAUGGAGAGCGAUGUCGAGAACUGCAACAGUCAUGCAUAUUGGAGCAAACUCCUAUGGACUGCCCCAGAAUUGCUGAAAUUGGAACAGCAACGACCACCGGAGGGCACUCAGAAGGGCGAUGUCUAUGCCUUUGGCAUAAUUGUGCACGAAAUAACGACUCGACAGGGGCCGUUCUAUUUGGGGAAAUGCGCAUACGAGAAAUCGCCACAAGAGAUCGUCGAGCUGGUCAAGAGCUUUCAUCCGCAAGUAAUGCUGAAGCCAUUUCGACCGGAGCUGGAACCCAAUGAAGACACCAAGGCUGAUAUCAAUGGCAUCAUAAGGCGCUGUUGGGCAGAGGAUGCAGCCGAACGACCCGACUUCAAUACCCUCAAGUGCAUGAUUCGAAAGUUUAAUAAGGACAACGAAACGGGCAACAUUGUGGAUAAUCUGCUCAAACGCAUGGAGCUAUAUGCGAAUAAUUUGGAGGAGCUAGUCGAGGAACGCACCCAGGACUAUCAUGAGGAGAAGAAGAAGUGUGAAAAGCUGCUCUAUCAACUGCUGCCGCAGAGCGUGGCAGCUCAGCUGAUCAGUGGCCAGCCAGUGGUGGCCGAGACCUUCGAUCAGGUGACCAUAUACUUCAGCGACAUUGUGGGCUUCACAGCCAUCUCGGCAGAGAGCACUCCCAUGCAGGUUGUGCAAUUUCUGAACGAUCUCUAUACCUGCUUCGAUUCCAUUGUCGAGAACUUCGAUGUCUAUAAGGUGGAGACCAUUGGCGAUGCCUAUAUGGUGGUCUCUGGUCUGCCGAUUCGAAAUGGCAAUCAGCAUGCACGGGAAAUAGCUCGUCUGGCCUUGGCGCUACUCGAGGCGGUGCACAACUUCGUGAUUCAUCAUCGGCCGCAGGACAGACUGAAGCUGCGAAUCGGACUCCAUACGGGGGCGUGUGUAGCCGGCGUGGUGGGUCUUAAGAUGCCGCGCUAUUGUCUUUUCGGCGAUACCGUCAAUACGGCUUCGCGCAUGGAAUCGAAUGGGGAGGCACUGAAGAUACACAUCAGUGAGAUGACGAAGAAGGCGUUGGACGAGUUUGGUACGUUCGUGACCACACAACGGGGCUUUGUGCCCAUGAAGGGCAAGGGCGAGAUGCUCACGUACUGGCUGGAGGGGGAGGUGCCGCGCCCCAACGACGUGAUCUCACCCAGCAAAUUGCUGCUGACCCGCCGCUCCUCGCUCAAACAGCCGCAACACAAGCAGCACAUACUCCACAAGCAAUACUCAGAGCUGGGCGUGGCCCCAACACCCACACAAUUGCAUAUGACCCCAAAUAGGGGUGGUGUUGGGUCGCCAGCGGAGGAAGAGGAACAGCGUCCAGUGGUGGUGGCAGCUGCCACCUCAAAUUUGCGGGUGAAGCGCAAAAUCAGCUCCUCCUCCCCCAAGCUGAAUGGCAACAGCUUUGAUAGCCACUUUUUCAACAACAAGACUGACGAGGGCAACUGCAAUUCGGAGGCACUGUGUGCUGCGACCGCCGCUCCUGGCCAGCUGGACAGGCUGAAGCAGAAGACUUGUGAUAUAUACAGCAGUCGCUCGUUACGCGGCACCGACGCCACAGACAACUGGGAGUUGGCCAACUUCCGGUUGCCCCUCUCUGGCGCCCUCAAGAAUCACAACAACAACAGCUUGAUGGGCGUCGGUCCGCUGGCGCCCCUGCGCCACUCCCACACACAAUCGAAUUCCAGUUCAAAUCUGAGCGGCAUUCUGCAACCGGCGCGCAGUCGUCUGAAGCAAUCGCCCACGAUCUCAAUACUAAUGACGUCAGCGAGUCCUGACACUGGACAACGUCAGAAGGCAGAGUCCAGCCAGCUGAGUUACAGCAGCAAAACGCCGCUGCUGGACGAGAGCCGACCGGAGGAGGGAGGAAAGCCGCAGGUGGCCAUAAUGGCGCCACAGACCAGCAACAUUCCCCCCAGCAGUGAUAAUCUUUAUGGCGGCGGCUAUAUGGGUCUGAGCCAAUUGGCUCAUCACCAUCAUCAUCAUGCGGCCAACAAUGUGCAUAGCAUGAAGAAUUACAAGCAGCUGCUAUCGAACAGCCUGGCCGAAGAGUGUCCUCCACGCACCGUAGCCGGCGUAGGUGUGGGCGUUGGUGUUGGUGUUGGUGUGGGCGUGGUUGGAGGCGUUAACAACAGCGGAGUAACGCAACCGCUUUUGGCCAAAAUCAAUUCGUAGUCGUAGCUAUAAGUGGGUCCAUCCAAGGACCCACUUGAAUGUACAUUUUGAAUUCCUUUCCUCCACUCCAAUCGCCUCGACUCUAAUCUAGAUCGUACCAACUCGUAAUUAUGCAUCUUAAUGUACUUCUUUGUGAUAGUAAGCUAAAUCCAAGUUGAACAAUUUAAUAAUAAAGGAAUCGAAGAAUACGUACAUAUACACAUACAUAUAUAGUAUAUUACACAUAUAUGAUAUACACUUAACUAGUUGGUUUCUAAGUAGCGAAUUGUUUUAUAAACAUACUGUAAACAUUUCAUAGGCUGUUUGGAGCGCAGCUUUGCAAGCGAUUGAAAGUUACGCUUUAAUUCUGAAUUAAUUAAGUCGUUCCUUGUGCUUUGAAUAUCGAAAAUAUCGACUCAAUAUAUAUAUUCUAUGUAAUUUACCAUCAAGAGUUAAUUAUUAAAGUUGAUUUUAAGUGUAGAAUGUAAUCUAAAUGCAUUGUUAAAGAUUUGUGUAAUUAUUUAGUAUUAAAUAAAUAUUUAUUUUUAACCUAA